CUGCGGGAUCAGACGAAUCCCUCUUUAACGGGAGAGGGUCACUCUUAUACCAUUCUACAUUGGACUGUUUUUAAGUUUUGCAUGCAGAAGCUUUGCCGCCGGAAAAGACAAAAGGUUUCCCGAAACUUAGAAGUCUACUACUUCUCAACAUCUCCACAUGCUGCAUGCUGCUGCAUUCAGCCAUCGAGGGGAAGCUAUUUUAAAUUAACGCAUCGCAAGAACAAAUGGAGCAAACCUACGGGGAGGUGAAUCAGCUCGGGGGAGUUUUUGUCAAUGGACGUCCUUUGCCCAAUGCUAUAAGAUUACGAAUAGUGGAGUUAGCCCAGCUUGGGAUUCGACCCUGUGACAUAAGCAGACAGCUCCGGGUAUCCCAUGGGUGUGUGAGUAAAAUCCUGGCGAGAUACAACGAAACUGGGUCUAUUUUGCCAGGCGCAAUCGGUGGGAGCAAACCACGCGUUACGACUCCAAAUGUAGUAAAAAACAUACGGGAAUACAAACAGGGAGACCCGGGAAUUUUCGCAUGGGAGAUCCGGGACCGUCUUCUCGCGGAUGGAGUAUGUGAUAAAUACAACGUUCCUUCGGUCAGCUCCAUCAGUCGGAUACUAAGGAACAAGAUUGGAAACCUCUCCCAGCCCAUCCAGUAUGAGAAUGGCAAGCAAGUCCCUCCGCAGUCCAGCAUCUCCUAUAACCAUAUAUAUCCGUAUUCAUACCCCAAUGCAAUGUCUCCUUCCGGGACCAAAAUGAGCAAUACAGCCGGUGUCCCUGUCACGGGUGGACAUGUAAGCAUUUCCCGUGGUUGGCCUUCAGCGCAUACGGUCAGCAAUAUAUUGGGUAUUCGGGCUUUCAUGGAUCCAACAGCUAUCUCUAGCGCUGAAGGGUACGCACCAAAAAUGGAGGACUGGGGUGGUGUCAAUAGAGCGGCAUUUCCUUCUGCUCAUGGAGUCAAUGGAAUAGACAAACCAGCUAUCGAUGCAGACAUUAAAUACCCUCAGCCUUCAUCGACUUUGUCUAGUUAUGUCCCGGCGUGCGCUUACUCUCCCUCCAACCAGUAUGGCGUGUACAGCGGUCCAGGCAGUUAUGUGAGCACAGGGCAUCACUGGCAGACCCAGGGCACCAGCCUCUCCCACCCGGGCGGUGGUGUGACGAUGUACCCGAGUGACAUCCAUUCUUCUAUGGCGUUCAAACAUGGUGUGCGAGACGGAGACAGAAAACCCCCAAGUCCCCUAAGUAAGCAGCACGAGGCCCUGAGCAGCAUACACGGACUUAGUCUUCCUACCUCAUCAACAUAAAUUGAGCGCAUUUCAAGAAAACAACGCCCGUAAGUUCAACCAGUGCACAUCCUCCGAUGGCUUUGUCUUGGUUCGAGGCUUCGAGCCAAUGUUCAGUGCUUUCUGUAGGAAAAAAUAAAAGAUCUUUGUAAAUCCUUAUGAAUGUAUAGGCUUACAAAUUUUUUUUUUUUUUUUUUUUUUACUGUAACUCUUACUCUGUCUACAGACAAUAGUUGUUUUUUGGUUGGCUGUAAAACCAAUAUGUAAAAAUUCUGUUUUUGUUUAAGCUAUUUAUGAAAAUGACACCAAAGCAGAUGCAAAAUGAAAUUUGUGAUCUUAACAAGGAAAUCAUGCACAUCAGUACAUUUUAAAAUACAUUAUAUAGUUAUGUAAAACCCUCACACAACCCCAUAUGUGAACAAAGAAAUGAAAAGUUAAUGUAAAUAUGAAGAAAGCUUUAGUUAUAUAUUUUUAUAAAUUCAUGUAAAUAUGCUUAAUAAAGGCAUUGUACAAAUAAAG
This is a messenger RNA of Myxocyprinus asiaticus (Chinese sucker), 1787 nucleotides long. RefSeq names its product paired box protein Pax-1-like. Lineage: Eukaryota; Metazoa; Chordata; Actinopteri; Cypriniformes; Catostomidae. The coding region runs from base 225 to 1289 and encodes 354 amino acids. The transcript is spliced from 5 exons. Gene Ontology annotation, biological process: regulation of transcription by RNA polymerase II; anatomical structure development. The record is from RefSeq and is a predicted model, not a curated record. Gene Ontology annotation, molecular function: DNA-binding transcription factor activity, RNA polymerase II-specific; RNA polymerase II cis-regulatory region sequence-specific DNA binding.